AUGGGGAGCCGCGGAGCCGCGCGCGCCUGUUUAAUAUCAGUUUAUUCUGUUUAUUUUGGAGGAUUAAUUUGAUUGAUGUUUAUAUUUGCUGGUGCGAAUAAACCGUAGCGGACAAAGCUCAGCAGCGCGCGCGACCACCGGUUUAAUUCACCAAUCAUCACCGCGUUCAUCAUCACUGCCCUCUGCGGCGGACGGUCAUCAUCAGCGGCCCCGUUAUCGACAUUAUUCAUACUGUUCUAUUUUAUUAUUAUAUUAUUAUUAUUGUUAUUAUUAUUAUUGUUAUUAUAUCCUUCGUGAUGUCGGCGUUUGUGCAGCUCGCGCUGCUCUCCGGUCUCGCGCUGUGCGUUGCGCUGCUGCUGCAGAGAGCCGGAGUAAACAACAACAAGGAGGGCAAACCGGAGGGGCCUGCUGGACAUUUCCCUCCGAUGCUCCACAGGAAGGCGGCUCCAGAGCCUGCGCGGGGGUCCGGGGGGCAUUUCUCCAGGGCUCACAACCCCGAGGCCAUCGCCAGGGCGAAGGGCGGCACAACCGCUGGGGGAAAAUCCAACCUUGCGGGACAGAUCAUUCCGGUCUACGGAUUCGGGAUCCUCCUGUACAUCCUUUACAUCAUCUUUAAGAUCACGUCCAAAGGGAAAACGGCGAAGCCUCAUGAGAGCAGAUUCCCCGCUGUCAGAUCAGAGAAUCUGAAGAGAAAAAUCACGGACUUUGAGCUGACCCAGCUUCAGGAGAGGCUGAAGGAGACGGAGGAGGUGAUGGAGAGAAUAGUGUCCAGAGCCCAAGCUCAGCGAGGCAGCCCGGACAGGGCGGGUCCUGUCAGUGCGGAUCAGGAGGAGGCGCUGCUGCUCCAGCUCAGGGAGAUCACGCGGGUGAUGCAGGAGGGCCGGCUGGUGGACGAGUUUCCCCCAGAGCAGGGGGCCACAGACCCCCACUAUGAGCAGGACUUGGAAGAUUAUCCUGACGGGACGGAGUACUCCGAGGAGACGAUGACCGAGUGGCAUCAGCACUGCUGCAGACACCAUGAGCACCAGGCCAGCAGGUUCCAGCACGGAGGGAUGGAUGGAGAGAUGGACGGAGGGAUGGACGAGGACAGAGAGGGACGUGCAGAUGGAGGGAACCACCCUGAUGGUGAAAGUGUUGAUGACUUUUUUGCAGACUGUGUUUAUGAUGAGGGAGACUGCCUCGCUGGAGAUGGUGAUGAAGAUGAGGAACUUGCUGCCGAGAUGAUGACGAAGGGUCUGGAGGCCUUUUCUGCAGACCAGCACAAAACUUUCCACAAACUUCCACCUGAAAACGAGGAUCUCUGCUGGAGCGCUCCAUCAUCAGGCAACGGUCUGAUAAGACGGAAGACCAAGAACGAAGCGGUCAGAGUGACCUGAGUCCCCAGCACGAAACUUCCCCUUCACUGCAUUUUUAUUUAUGUAUUUAUUUACUUAUUUAUUCCCCUCUUACCUUUUGCAUGUUGGUUGUUGGUUGAAGGCUGUAAUGGUGCACAGAAGUCAUGGUUCGGUUCACACCGCGGUUCGGACAUCACGGUUCGGUACGAGUCGGUCCAACAGAACAAAAGCAAGAAAAGCACCCAAACGCCUGAGGCUAGGAUUCUUUUCAUUUAUUGUGAACAGACAGUAGUGCAACUUAGUUUGUUCCACCUGGUGUUGCCUAGCGCCCCCCUGAGGAGGCUUUAGUUGGUGCAGACUGUAGUGGGUGGCUUACACUGAUCUCUGUGCUGAUAGUUCAGCUUCAGCUGUGAUUGUUUAGUUAGUGACACACAGAGAAAUCUGUCAGUCUUGGUGCUGAAUCUGUUCUCAGGCGCAGAAACACUGCAGGCCGUGUAGAGGAUCAGACUCGAUAGCUGCCUCUUCACCUCUCACUCACUGUCCACCUCCAACUCAGCCUCACAGCUGAUCGGGGGUCAGGAGUUAUGGCGCUGCUGCAGUUAUGCAACCUACAGCUUAAGGUUUCCAGGUGGAACUCGCAUUUGGGAAAUUCGGCUCCGCAUUACAUUCAUCAAUGAAUGCAUAUACAUGCGCUCAAUAAUCCGAUCAUUAUUGGAUCUCUGCAGUUGUCCGAUUAUUCAAAUGGUCGUGUAAACACCACACUCCG
Messenger RNA from Colossoma macropomum (tambaqui), 2100 nucleotides. It is a transcript of the gene ric3b, whose product is annotated as RIC3 acetylcholine receptor chaperone b. The coding region runs from base 297 to 1376 and encodes 359 amino acids. NCBI's taxonomy places the organism in Eukaryota, Metazoa, Chordata, Actinopteri, Characiformes, Serrasalmidae. Gene Ontology annotation, biological process: protein localization to cell surface; synaptic transmission, cholinergic. The record is from RefSeq and is a predicted model, not a curated record. The transcript has 6 exons. Gene Ontology annotation, cellular component: neuronal cell body; neuron projection; intracellular membrane-bounded organelle.